Molecule: messenger RNA, 912 nt
Organism: Lolium rigidum
Lineage: Eukaryota; Viridiplantae; Streptophyta; Magnoliopsida; Poales; Poaceae
Product: U2 small nuclear ribonucleoprotein B''-like
Exons: 5
Coding region: 56-748 (230 amino acids)
Biological process (GO): mRNA splicing, via spliceosome
Cellular component (GO): U2 snRNP
Molecular function (GO): RNA binding
Source: RefSeq, a predicted model, not a curated record
AAAGGUCUCGCGCUCGCAUCCCCUCUCCUCCUCCUCGUCUCCGGCGGCGGUGGCCAUGCUGUCCGGCGACGUUCCCCCGAACCAGACCAUAUACAUCAGGAACCUCGAGGAGAAGAUCAAGAAAGAAGAGUUGAAGAGGUCACUCUAUGCCUUGUGCUCGCAGUAUGGGAAGAUACUGGAUAUCGUGGCCUUAAAGACUCCCAAGCUGAGGGGGCAAGCGUGGGUGGCAUUCAGCGAAAUCACAUCUGCGACCAAUGCUUUCCGCGGCCUGCGGGAUUUUGAUUUUUACGGCAAAAGCAUGGUAGUACAAUAUGCAAAAACAAAAUCUGAUGUUUUUGCAAAAGCCGAUGGUUCUUAUGCCCCUAAAGAGAAAAGGAAGAAGCAAGAGGAGAAAGCAGCUGAGAAAAAACGACGAACUGAAGAUGCGCAACAACCUGGUCCUAACGCUCCUGUUGCACCAAGCAAUGGAACUGGUGAUCAAUCUUCUCGUUCUGCCAAGCCUCCCCAAGAGCCACCAAACAAUAUCCUCUUCAUCCAGAACUGUCCUGACCAGACGUCGAGCAUGAUGCUGGAGGUCCUGUUCCAGCAGUACCCUGGUUUCCGGGAGGUUCGGAUGAUCGAGGCCAGGCCAGGCAUUGCUUUUGUGGAGUUUGAUGACGAGAACCAGUCCAUGGUUGCGAUGCAAGCACUCCAGGGGUUCAGGAUGAGCCCAGAGAACCCAAUUGCUAUAUCAUACGCCAAAAAAUGAUGAUGAUUCAUGGGAUCCCCAAACUAUCCGAAAAACCUGUAGCUGUAAGAUUUUUCCCACCCUAAGCUUUGAAGCUGCUGUAUUAGCGUUCUAACCCUGUAUUUCCUGGAAGUCAUCUUCACUUGUUGAAGAAGUUAAAGCCUUUGCUACCUGGUUUGGCUCUA